AAAUGCAAAUUCCCUGCCCCAGGGCAGGUGCAGUAUCCACACCCACAAUAAUCAAUCACUCCAAAAGCAGCCCCAUAACUGCCUGAGGCUUUGCGGGCACACCUAUACACAAAUCGUAACAAUUAAUUUAGUGAACCCUUGUCUAAAAAGGGAUGCGUGUGGCUCAGAGGGAAGGCCCAGGGCUCAAUCCCAAGUAGCAAACAGUAAUUCUUUAGCGUCUUGUCACUGUCCUGGACGGAUACACUGAAUGUUGUUAGCGUCUCCCCAUUCCUCUUACAAGGUCACUCCUGCAUCAUUGCGCAGGCAGCUCCAGGCUCAGUGUGGGGCCAAGGCUUCGGCAUGUCCCUCUGGUCAUUGGCUUAGCGCGAAGGUUUCAAGAAACCUGGCCGGUGCUCGAGAGGCGGAUCUGGCCGCCUUCUGGGGGUCCGGGGGCCUGUCUGGGCAACGAUCACCCCGGAGUCGGCAUCUGUGUCGGUGCUGGCUCCUCGGUGGGCCAAAGUCCUCGGGGGCAGGGAGGAAGCCAGAGAAUGAGCGGAGUUACGGCGCCCACGAUGCCAGGCCUGCGCUGGCUGGGCGCCCACCAGCCCAAAGCGAAGACGCUGACCACAGUUGCCUUGGAAACCACCGCGGCGGCCCUCCGACGCCCCGCCCCCGUGCCGGCACGCCCCCUACGGGCCUGUUCCGCGCUUCCGCUUCCGGCGUCGACGGGAAGUGGGCGGGCGGCGGAGGCUGCGCGCGGAGGUGGAGGAGGUGCCUGGCGGCCGCUUCCCGCCCCCGAGCCGGAGCCGGAGCCGGAGCCGGACCCGGAGGCAGAGCCCAGACGGGUGAUUGCUCACCUACAGUACUGAUGAAAUGGGGUCAUGAGAAGGGACCUCUGAAGGGAACAUCAGUUCUCUCCUCUGGCACAGGGCUUGACUCUUGGGCACUAGGUGCUGAAAAAGCUCCAUGCAUGGCUCUUUGGCCCAGAACCCUCAUUCAACAGAAGAGACCAUGGCCUGGCCAGCUGGUGACUUGGUCUUAACUGCUGCAGGGACUUGUUGAAGGUCAUGUAUCCACGAGCCACCAGCUAGUCAUAGUCAGGUGUCUUAGACUCCUUAGAAAAGCUCAGGGGAUGGUAGCUGUGCCACUAUUGUCAGAAGCCUGUUACCAUGGCGAGUACCUCUUGGGAUUGGGGAAGGGAGGGUGGCGGAUGAGAAGUAAAAUCCUGGUAAGUGUGGGUUCUAGAUAGAAGGAAGGAAUAUUUGAAAGCCAACCAUGUGCCAACCCUUGGACUCACAUUAGGUGCUUGCUUGCUUGUUUUAUUUGG
Octodon degus (degu) is the source of this 1306-nucleotide messenger RNA. It is a transcript of the gene Arpc5l, whose product is annotated as actin related protein 2/3 complex subunit 5 like. Gene Ontology annotation, cellular component: actin cytoskeleton; cytoplasm; Arp2/3 protein complex. Gene Ontology annotation, biological process: regulation of actin filament polymerization; Arp2/3 complex-mediated actin nucleation; cell migration. The record is from RefSeq and is a predicted model, not a curated record. Gene Ontology annotation, molecular function: actin filament binding. NCBI's taxonomy places the organism in Eukaryota, Metazoa, Chordata, Mammalia, Rodentia, Octodontidae. The coding region runs from base 248 to 1021 and encodes 257 amino acids. The transcript has 2 exons.